GAAGAGGGCGGCUCUCUUACAUAAGAGAAAGGGUCCUAGAGAUGACGUCAUCAUCCCCAUCAUGUCCCAGCUACGCCUGCCGUCGACAUCCAAAGGAACUGCGCGACUCGCUAGACCCAAUCGUCUCGGGACCUUAGGCUCUGGUGUCGAGGGCCACAGCAAGGCCCGGCGAGCCUCUGUCUCUAGUGCUGCCAAGGUUCAACGAACUUCGAAAACAUCACAGAAGCUUGUUGUCCUACCGUCGGCACCGCAGACGAAACCGUUCCCAGCCGAGGACGAUGAAGACUUGACAUUAGGUUACGAGACAGAUGCAGGUGUCAAGGUGCGAGAAUAUAAGAGCGAGGCGGAGCGAAUGUCAAAGGAGCAGCGGCAUCGAGCUGGGUACAAACGAUUGACGGCGUACUGCGUCGCAGAAGUAUUCAACAUGAAGCUCCUGGCGUCGUAUUUGAAGCGCGAACACAACGUUUCUCCUCGUAUCUUCGAUGAGGCCAUGUAUGCGAUGUACCAUUUACCUCUCUUGCCGGGAUACGGACCUAGCUCAAACAUUCGAUCCUCUGCAUUCGCCAGCGGCGACGCCGGUAUGAACAUACUGACUCGUCUCUCAGAAGCAGAGGAAAACGGAUAUCAAGGAACGUAUUUUACCAACGACAGAGCGCAUUCUUCAUCACCCAAUCGUGACGGCUACAUCUCAUCAUCACCAGUUAUGACGCGUGGAGCUUAUGAAGUGGAGACGUCCGAGGCGGAGCGUACAACAUAUUCAGAUACAGAGCGAGAACGAGAGUCACCUGAGAUCCGGUUCGCAAGGCCGCCAGCGCAACCAACUCAUGCCGAGGAUGUAGCUGAGGUCGUGUUUUUUGAGUACGGUGUAGCGGUGUUCUUUGGCUUGGACGAAGGGCAAGAAAGGAACAUACUAGAAGAUAUUGAAAACGCCAAAAUCAUGACUAGGAAGAUCGCAGAAGACGAUUGGGAGAUCGAGGAGUGCCAUUUCACCCACGACCCUCAUAUUGCCUACCCUCGAAUAUACAAUGACUUCUUCACGCUUAAAUCACGCUCUCACCUCCUCAAGCUGUCCUAUCGCUCACGCUCUCGCCCAAUCCACCCUUCUCGCACACUACUGAGACCAACGCACAACGAGUACUCUCAUCGCCUUCCACGCUCUCCAUACCCUAAGCAACUCGCUGAAUCGGGGGCUUUACAACUGCGGCGGAACGAAGCGCUGAAGCUUACAGGUCGGCUUGUUUCCAAUGUGCUUGACGUGCCGGAGCUGUUCUGGGAUGAAGCGAGCUUGAAGGAACUCUAUGAUGCGGUACGGGAAUAUAUGGAAAUUAAAGGGCCGUGUAUCGCGAGCGAUUUCUUGGACGCCAUUCAUGAGCAUCUAAAUAAUUCGGCGAUGGAGCGCAUUACAUGGAUAGUGAUAUGGUUGAUUGUAGUGGCUAUUGUCGUGGACUUGGGAGAAGUAGUCGCCCGCCUUAUCUUCCACGCCGCCCUGGAAGGUACACCGGCUCUGUUCAGGGCGGCCCCUGCGAUAUCCAGAGAGGAGGUGCUAUACACUCUGGACAGGAUAGCUUCGAAUUGAACUCGAUUAUUGUUUUGCUAUGCACAUAUCUUAGGCGGUAUCAAACAAGGUGGCUUAUAUUAUACCAUUAUCACCGGUAAAGGAGACGCAUUAUUCAAGGAAGCAGGUAUAAACGUGUAGGGGUGUCCAAAGCAUUGCAUUGCGUUUUUGAAGUCUGCUUUCAUGCUUAAAAUGCGGGUGCGAACGAUUACCUCCGCCUAUACUAGAUGUUCUGUAUCUAUUGAUGAAUGCAUGUCACGGUUGGAUGUGCCGUUGUGGGAAAGAAGGGGUUAGAGAUGUCGGAUGUUGCGAAUCUGUAG
This is a messenger RNA of Desarmillaria tabescens, 1875 nucleotides long. Its product is annotated as DUF155-domain-containing protein. The transcript has 9 exons. The record is from RefSeq and is a predicted model, not a curated record. The coding region runs from base 62 to 1576 and encodes 504 amino acids. Lineage: Eukaryota; Fungi; Basidiomycota; Agaricomycetes; Agaricales; Physalacriaceae.